AUGAAGGAAUCUAGGAGGGGUGAGGAGCAGAGUACAGAGGACAUUCCUACAGAUAACCGCCAAGAUGACUGUACCAGGAACUCCGAAAAACAUCUGGUAUAUUCACAUUUUAAAGUAGAUGAUUGUGGUAUCACACAAGAUACAUAUGAAGAGCAUGCCAACAUCCAAGAUAUAUCAUCAUCCAAUCAGAGCAACAAUACAUCAUUUGAUCCUUUUAAACAGCUCCAAUCUUCUGAUUCAAGAAGAGGUGUUAAACAUGAAACAGCUCACAUAAGAGAGAAGCCAUUUUCUUGUUUGGAAUGUGGGAAAUGUUUUUACCAUAAAUCAAAUCUUGUUAUGCAUCAGAGAAGUCACACAGGGAAGUAUCCAUUUUCAUGUUCAGAAUGUAGGAAAUGUUUUCACCACAAAUCAUCUCUUGAUACACAUCAGAGAAUUCACACAGGGGAGAAGCCAUUUUCAUGUUCUGAAUGUGGUAAAGGUUUUAAGCAGAAAUCAGCUCUUGUUACACAUCAGAGAAUUCACACAGGGGAGAAGCCAUUUUCAUGUUCAAAAUGUGGGAAAUGCUUUAAGCAUAAAUCAGCUAUUGUUGCACAUCAGAGAGUUCACAUAGGGGAGAAGCCAUUUUCAUGUUUAGAAUGUGGGAAAUGUUUUCACCAGAAUUCUGACCUGGUUAUUCAUCAGAGAAUUCACACAGGGGAGAAGCCAUUUUCAUGUUCAGAAUGUGGGAAAGGUUUUCACUCUAAUUCAUCUCUUCUUACACAUCAGAGAAUUCACACAGGAGAGAAGCCAUUUUCAUGUUCAGAAUGUGGGAAAUGUUUUCACCAGAAUUCAGAUCUUGUUAUUCAUCAGAGAGUUCACACUGGAGAGAAACCAUUUUCAUGUCCAGAAUGUGGGAAAUGUUUUCACUGUAAUUCAAAUCUUCUUAAACAUCAGAUAAUUCACAGAGUUGAGAAGCCAUUUUCAUGUUCAGAAUGUGGAAAAUGUUUUCACCGUAAUUCAUAUCUUCUUAAACAUCAGAGAAUUCACACAGGAGAGAAGCCAUUUUCAUGCUCAGAAUGUGGAAAAUGUUUUUAUCAGAAUUCAGAUCUUGUUGUUCAUCAGAGAAUUCACACAGGGGAGAAGCCAUUUUCAUGUUCAGAAUGUGGGAAAUGUUUUCACAAGAAAUCAUAUCUUGUUAAUCAUCAGAGAAAUCACACCGGGGAGAAGCCAUUUUCAUGUUCAGAAUGUGCGAAAUGUUUUAACCAGAAAUCAGACCUUGUUAAUCAUCAGAGAAUUCACACAGGGGAGAAGCCAUUUUCAUGUUCAGAAUGUGGGAAAUGUUUUCAUAAGAAAUCACAUCUUGUUAAUCAUCAGAGAAGUCACAUAGGGGAGAAGCCAUUUUCAUGUUCAGACUGUGGAAAAAGUUUUAAACACAAAUCAACUCUUAUUGUACAUCAGAGAAUUCACACAGGGGAGAAGCCAUAUUCAUGUUUAGAAUGUGGUAAAAGUUUUAAGCAUAAAUCAGCUCUUGUUGUGCAUCAGAGAAUUCACACAGGAGAGAAGCCAUUAUUAUGUUCAGAAUGUGGGAAAUGUUUUAAGAAAAAAUCAGCUCUUGUUACACAUCAAAAAACUCACACAGAAGAGAAGCCAUCUUUAUACUUAGCCCAUUAGUGACCACCAGGGGCGUACAUAGAAAUCUUUGGGUCCCAUAGCAAGAAUCUGAAUUGGGCCCACCUAACCCCGCCCACUACCCACUCCUGGCCCAUCCCACCUUCUGUCCUG
Molecule: messenger RNA, 1761 nt
Organism: Bufo bufo (common toad)
Lineage: Eukaryota; Metazoa; Chordata; Amphibia; Anura; Bufonidae
Product: gastrula zinc finger protein XlCGF26.1-like
Exons: 3
Coding region: 1-1650 (549 amino acids)
Source: RefSeq, a predicted model, not a curated record